AAAAAGCAAGAAACCACUUUUGAUCAAUCAAUCAAUCAAUUUUUAUUUGUAUAGCGCUUUUAACAAAAGGCCUUUUGGGGCCUUGGGGCGACAUGGCUCAGGCAGUAAGAGCAGUCGUCUGGCAGUCGCUUUGGAUAAAGGCGCUAUAUAAAUGCCUGCCAUUUACCAUUUACCACAUUUGCCUUUGUGACGAAGCAGCUUUACAGAGAAACCGGUCCCCAAGAGUAUGCCAAGGGCAACAGUGGCAAGAAAAAACUCCCUGGCUAACGGGAAGAAAUCUUGAGCAGAACCUGACUCAGUAGGGGAACCCAUCUGCCGCUGGUUAACACCAGCUAAAAAAAAAAGUUUGAUGUAGGGUGUAAUUACCUUUUAAGAAGUUAGGCAAAAAAUGGAGUAAGUAUUUGCCCCCGCCUUAUACCAUGGUCUUUUACCAAAAAUGAAUAUAUAAGCAGGGGUCGUGAAUAUUUCUGGGCCUCAAAAUAAAACUUUUCAAAACUAUUUCAAGCCGUUAAGGUGGCUACUGUUUCUUCUAAAAAUAAAGAAGCGAGCCAGAUGACUAAGUCUGGUUAUUUGCCUGUUCACAAUUUCACAGCAAAUUUUUAAAUGCAAAUCGUCCCCUCAUGUAACCUCAAUGUGGCAUCCCAGCAGAUGCAGUUUCAAUAGCUUCACUCUACUGUAUGUUCACCAUUUUGCCAUCAAAGCCUAGACAUUGUCUGUUGACUGUCCCUUGUCUUACAGGGCUGUGCACACUCACUAGCUUGGACAUGAAGAGUUUGGUGUGGUGGAAUGUGGCUGUGGUGCUGUAUUUAGGAUUGUGGGUACAUAUGUGCCUGAGCCAGGCCACACCCUCUCCCCAACAGCAGAGUGAGAAGCUGAAGUUCCGUCUGGCAGGCUACCCACGCAAACACAAUGAAGGCCGUGUGGAGAUCUUCUACAAGGGCGAGUGGGGUACCAUCUGUGAUGAUGAUUUUACCCUGGAGAAUGCACAUGUGCUUUGCCGACAGAUGGGCUUUGUCAGUGCUACAGUUUGGACGCACAGUGCCAAGUAUGGGCCAGGGACAGGGAAGAUCUGGCUGGAUAAUGUGCUGUGCAGCGGCACUGAGAAGAGCAUUGAGUUUUGCAGGUCUCGAGGGUGGGGCAACAGUGACUGCACACAUGAUGAGGAUGCAGGUGUCAUCUGCAAGGAUGAAAGAGUGCCAGGCUUUAUGGACUCCAACAUCAUUGAGAUGCAGGUGGAUGAGAACCGCCUACAGGAGAUUCGGCUACGCCCCUUGGUGGACGGAAUAGCAAAGAGGAUGCCCAUAACAGAGGGCAUUGUGGAAGUGAAGUACAAGGAGGGCUGGACCCAGAUCUGCAAUGUGGGCUGGACCUCCAAAAACUCCCGAGUAAUCUGUGGCAUGAUGGGAUUCCCCAAUGAGAAGAAAACGAAGAAGAACCUGUACAAGAUGCUCACUAACCAUCAGGUAAACUACCGCAUCCACUCUGUGGCCUGUAUGGGAAAUGAGGUGCACCUGUCCAUCUGUUCCAUGGAGAUCAGCAAAGCCAAUGUCAGCAUACCCUGUCAGGGGGGCAAGCCUGUUGUGGUCAGCUGCAUCCCUGGGCUGCUGUUUUCACAAAUCUCCGGAAAGAAGCCUAAAAUCAAGCAGGCCACAGUGAGGCUGAAGGGGGGCUGGAAGGUCGGAGAAGGACGUGUGGAGGUUCUGAAGAACAAUGCAUGGGGAACGGUGUGCGACGACCGCUGGAACCUGCAGUCCGCCAGUGUUGUGUGCAGGGAGCUUGGCUUUGGCACUGCCAAGGAGGCCCUGACGGGGGCACGCAUGGGGCAGGGAAUGGGUCCUAUCCACAUAACUGAAGUCCUGUGUUCAGGGCAGGAGAAAUCCUUGUGGAAGUGUCCUUUCAAGAACAUCACCUCUGAGACCUGCCACCAUUCUGAAGAUGCCUCUAUCAAGUGCAACGUGCCUUAUAUGGGCUUCGAGAAAACGGUCCGGCUUGUGGGUGGACGGAUGGAUUACGAGGGUCGGUUGGAGGUUAAGGUGGGGUCCAGGUGGGGCACAAUCUGCAGUGAGGGCUGGACCACACGUGAGGCUAUGGUUGCCUGCAGACAGCUGGAGCUUGGCUACUCCCUGCGUGCAGUCACUGAAACAUGGUACUGGGACAGCAGCAAUGUGACAGAUAUGGUGAUGAGUGGGGUCAAGUGCACUGGCAAUGAGAUGAGGAUCAGCGACUGUCAGCAUCACAAGAGCAUCAGCUGCAAAAAAGCUGGAACACACUUCGCUGCUGGAGUCAUUUGCUCAGAGACGGCCUCUGACCUGAUUCUGCAUGCCCCUCUCGUGGAGCAGACUGUGUACAUAGAGGACCGGCCCCUGCACAUGCUCUACUGCGCCGCAGAAGAGGACUGCCUUUCGAAGUCCGCCGCCAAGGCCAACUGGCCUUACGGCCACCGCCGGCUGCUGCGCUUCUCCUCGCAGAUCCACAACAUUGGCCACGCCGACUUCCGCCCUAAGGCUGGGCGCCACUCCUGGGUGUGGCACGAGUGCCAUAGGCACUAUCACAGCAUGGACAUCUUCACCCACUAUGACCUGCUGUCCAUCAACGGCACUAAGGUGGCAGAUGGCCACAAAGCCAGUUUCUGUCUGGAGGACACAGACUGCCACGAAGGAAUUUCAAAGCGGUAUGAGUGUGCAAACUUUGGCGAGCAAGGAAUCACAGUGGGCUGCUGGGAUCAGUAUCGACAUGAUAUCGACUGCCAGUGGAUCGAUAUUACUGAUGUCAAACCUGGAAACUACAUAUUACAAGUGGUGAUAAACCCCAACUUUGAAGUUGCAGAGAGUGACUUCACCAACAAUGCCAUGAAAUGCAACUGCAAGUAUGAUGGUCAUCGUGUUUGGCUGCACAAAUGCCAUCUUGGUGACUCAUUCAGUGAAGAGGCAGAGAAGAAGUUUGAAAAGUACCCUGGUCAGCUAAAUAACCAGAUCUCUUAAUUCAGCUGGACAUGUGCCAGAGUCAAUAUAUGGCUUAGAAGGCAGGGAUGUGGGAAGUAUUUGAAACAUAGAUUUGUAGUUUGUGUGGUGUGUGAUACUGCAAAACACUUUCAGAACUGGGACAAAUUGAAUUCAGAAGUUCAAGCAUAGAGCAAUAUAAGGUUAUCUGAUGUGAAAUUAGUUUCUUUUUUUGUUGGUAUUCUAGCUACACAUUACCCCUCACAAAUACUGUGCAAUGAUUACACGAUGACCAUGUCGAAGUAGUAUUAUAAAUAUUAUAAAUGUAUGCAAAAGCAUGGAUGAGCUUCUCAGCAUCUUUUUGGGAUUAAAAAAAGGUCUAACUUUUGCGAUAUUUUGCAAAUGAUAAAAUGAAGUUUUGGUCAAAGAGUUCAAAUGUGAUAAAAAAGUCAAAUCAGAGUCUAAAAUAAUACCCAGCAGUUUGACUUGUUUUUUAUCUGUGAUGCCAUGGAUCCUAAACUUGAGCAAAUUGGGUUAACACAUUCAACCUUAAACAGCAAUAAUUUGAAACUGAGAAAUUGAUCCGCCUUGAUUGGAGUACAUUUAAAUCAGUUUUGAAAAGCAACCCCACCUCGGCCAGAUUGCCUUAGAAAAUGAAGAUAAGCAUAGUUUGGAGCAGCCUUUAGUGGAACAUGAAUUGGACAAGAUGGGUUUAAAUGAGAAGGCCAUCGUUUGGACAUAUGGACUGCAGCCAGAAAUUAAGGAGUGUUCCACUGAAUAGGUCGGAGCAUGUGCCAAUGAAGGGGAUCGGGCCUGAAAUUUGCUACAAGGGAUUCAAGCCGAUUCAAGCGUUUAAGGAUCUCAGACUCGGCUUGGGAUUUCAUUACAACCAACGUGAAUAAUGAAAUUGCAUGGGGUUGUUUGUUUAUGAUGCUCGGGAUGCGCUUGUUAAUAUUUAACCCAAGCUUGAAAAUGAUAUACCCAAAAUAAAAUGGUUAAUAUCCUGGAACCCUUUUGACUAAAGGCAUAAAAAGAACAGUCUGUUCUUAAAGAUUUGCACUUCA
Conger conger (European conger) is the source of this 4003-nucleotide messenger RNA. Its product is annotated as lysyl oxidase homolog 3B-like. The transcript is spliced from 13 exons. Bases 678 to 2981 code for a protein of 767 amino acids. Lineage: Eukaryota; Metazoa; Chordata; Actinopteri; Anguilliformes; Congridae. Gene Ontology annotation, molecular function: copper ion binding; protein-lysine 6-oxidase activity. Gene Ontology annotation, biological process: peptidyl-lysine oxidation. Gene Ontology annotation, cellular component: membrane. The record is from RefSeq and is a predicted model, not a curated record.